Messenger RNA from Exophiala xenobiotica, 3396 nucleotides. RefSeq lists its product as uncharacterized. Gene Ontology annotation, biological process: positive regulation of transcription from RNA polymerase II promoter by galactose; DNA-templated transcription. Bases 45 to 2441 code for a protein of 798 amino acids. Gene Ontology annotation, cellular component: nucleus. NCBI's taxonomy places the organism in Eukaryota, Fungi, Ascomycota, Eurotiomycetes, Chaetothyriales, Herpotrichiellaceae. Gene Ontology annotation, molecular function: zinc ion binding; DNA-binding transcription factor activity, RNA polymerase II-specific; RNA polymerase II cis-regulatory region sequence-specific DNA binding. The transcript has 4 exons. The record is from RefSeq and is a predicted model, not a curated record.
CUUCCACUAUAUGCACGCGACCCCGUCGCCUGGAUGCGCCUGCAAUGGCUGACGCCCAGAAAAAUGACAAGCCAUCAUCGAAUGCCGGCCAAUCGUGUCGGGAGUGCAGACGUCGCAAAGGAAAGUGUGAUGGAAAAAUGCCAGUAUGCUCUGUCUGCCAGAGAUACAAUCGACACUGUCUGUACGAUAAACACAGUAGGUCAUCGCUGACAAGAAAACACCUCACUGAAGUGGAAGAACGACUAGAGAAGGCUGAAGCCUUGUUGAGGACAUUUUUCACCGAUGCUGAAUUAUCGCAAAUGCUUGCUCAUGGGGUCUCCAACGGAACCAAUCUUGCGCCAUCACGGCCCAUCAACCAGGUGACGGCCUCGAAUGAUGAUAUACUCACGAGAUCGAGGAGCCACCCCGGUGAAGACACGAUUGCCUUACAACGACAAGAAUCCUUCUCCAUGCGGAGUGCUGAUCCGGACCAGAAAUUCGAUGUUCAACAGCUUGAAUCAUCCAGAAGCCCCGCCGAAGAGAGCAGCGCGCCUUUUGAAAAUCUUCCAGCCGCGGACGAUGACUUCGAAUGGGACGAAAGGGAUCCCUCUUGGAAUUUCGGGGAUGUGGCAGGCGGCACUUCCACCUCUGAGAAUGACGCGGACGCCGACAUGCCCAAGAUAACGGAUGGUAUGGCGACACUUACAACCGAUGAUUCUCACACUGGAUUCUAUGGUUCGGUCUCUGGAGCUGCACUUCUCCGCCUCAUCUGGAUGGGAAAUACUGCGGAAAGAUCAGAGGACAAAGGCGCAGUGAGGAUCGAGCGCAGACAGACCAUGGAACAGCUCUUCAAGGAUAGCCCCGAUGAAGACCGUUUACCUUCUUCAUGGCUUCAGACCCAGCCGCUGAUAACACGGGCAGUGGUUGAUAGCAUGGUCGACGCCUACUUCGCGCUCUAUCAUCCGACCUUUCCCAUCCUUCAUCAACCGUCCUUCCGCCAGGAGUACCUGAAAUUGAACAGUCGUCCUGGGGGUAGCACCUUCCAUAUCGUUGUGAACCUUGUCGCCACAUUGGGCGCCUUUGUAUCGAGUAGCGGCACUGAUGACACCCAUGCCACCCUAUUCAACGCUGUCAAAGCAAACCUCACCAUUGGUUCGCUGGAAACGGGAAGUCUGAGUCUCGUCCAAGCCUUCGCUAUGGCUGCAACCUAUCUACAAAAGAGAAACAGACCGAAUAGCGGAUAUAACUACGGAGGCAUUGCUUUGCGGAUGGCUACUUCGUUAGGACUACACAAGGAAUUUCACGGUUGGCAGGCGACGCCUUUCAAAAAGGAAGUGCGGCGGAGAGUAUGGUGGUCGCUCUGUGUUCUGGACGUUGGGGCAACGGUGACAUAUGGGCGUCCAUUGAAUUGGCCCCUGGUAGGCGUCGAGACCGCCUUCCCACUCAAUAUACACGAAAAGGACCUUGAACCCACCUCGACGUCCUUCCCGCCAGAGUUGAACGAGACCACACUUUACACCUACAUCAGCACUCAAUCACAGUAUCAUCUCCGCACCAUUCGAAUCUAUAAUCGACUCAUCUCUAGCCCGCUCCCCUCAGCAGCCGAGCUCAUUGCACUCGAUGACGAACUUGUGGGAAGCUGGCUUGCCAAUCUCCCAGAGCAUUACAACGACAGAGACUUGCCCCUGGGCAACGAAUACCUGCUUGGCCAUUCAAUCAGUCGUUGGCGUUUUCGACUCCUGCGAAUCAUAAUGUACCGACCAUUUCUGAUCCGAUGGACGCAAGACGGGCUUGCGACAGAAAACAUGUCUGCUUCACCACCAAUGUCAGCACCGACUCCCGAAAGGAUCGCCACCACACGCUGUUUCAGAGCUGCGGACGAAUGCAUUUCCUGCAUCUUCCAAUUUUGGUCGACCGGAACUCAUACUAGGCUGGCAGCUUGGUAUGUACUAUACUUCCUCCUUCAAGCCGCCCUGAUCCCGAUUCAUUGUCUUCGACGAAACCCUAUGCAUACCGAUGCACCGUCGUGGCGCAAGCAAGUAUUUACAGCGUUGAAUGUGAUCAACGCCAUGACGAACCUCAAUUCCAGCGCCACGAAAUGCAGGGAUAUCAUUCACAGACUAUGCGGGGAUACUCUGAUGGCACAACCGCCCUCAUCGCAGCCACAACCGCACCCCAGGCAAGACAGUUGGGCCAGUUAUCCAAACGAGAGAACCUUUGCGCACGGGUUUCCUCUGUCUGCGGCCGAGUCCAGUGAUGCCGGCAUCAAUCCAUGGCUCACGGAGAUCGACACCGCCAUCGACGGGUACGACAUUUACAUCAAUCGUUUGAGCAAUGCCGCAAUGGCCGGAAUGGGCAAUCUCGAUCCUCCCCUUGGCGGUGAUGCCGGAAUGUUCAGUACCAAUGGCACCGAGGUUGGGACGGGCGUACAGGAUUGGGACUGGAACUUGAUGUUGACUUGAUGCCGAGAUGGGAACCGAGCUGUAAGUGGUAAGGGUUGUUGAGAGUCGCUUUAAUGCUUGACGAAGGCGGCCAAAUAUCGAUUCUUGCCAGGCCAACCAUGCCCUACAAUUUUCCUGCGAUAGCUCUUUGUCAUACGGCUUCCAUCAAGGCAUUGUUUCUUGCCAGCAUGCGGAAACUAUGUUCAACUUCCGACUGGAUCACGCUGCGGCAUCGCGCGCAUGAGUCGGAUCGGGCAUCUUGUACCUCGGAAGAUGUUCUCCGGGCUGGGCGGGAAGAUACGACGCGCGACGUUCUAGGCACAGGCACGAGGAGAAAGGAAGACGCUCUGCCUUAGACGGCGAGCCUCGACAGAUGGGAUGAUAUGCUAGCCAUACGGGACGGCGGUGAUGAUUAGUACCUUAUGCAUGCCGUAAUUUGGCACGAAGGUCACGGAAGACGAGCAAAUAUCUUGCUUAUUGGAGCCCCUGGAUAUCGUGUCUCUCGUUGUUCUUGUCUCGCGAGGGGGCGAUUGAUGGACUGGGACUCCAGGCUGCAUACUAUCCUGGCUGCCUACCUAGCGAGCUAGGGUACCUACGGAGUACUCCCAUGAUGCUCCGCAUAAUCGGGACAGAUACCCGCUUGCCGGUCAGGAGAUAUACCUAGGUAUGAAAAACGAGCCUCAUGUGCAAUCGAUGUUGGUGCCGGAGAGAAAAAGACGUCACGACGAUGCUGUACCGUACCACGACGCUUAACGAUGUUCGUUCUCGUAUGUAGUGGCAACAACUGACCUGGACACUCCAGGACCAGCCACCCAAAACGAUUUCUGGUUGGCGCCUAAAAUUGGAACUGUCACGGCUGUCUAACGGAUAGACGGACCGGGGAUCAUGUCACCAUGCAUGACACACUGUGUCGGUAGAAGCACACUAACGGAUACAGUUCCUUUGCCACCGUCACUGCAUGAGAAUGCUGCAGGCC